CUGGAUACUUGUUGCUGUUUUGAGAGUGUCUGUGUUGAGAGUAUCUUAGUGCCUGAGCCCAGGGAAAUGAGUUCACUCCUCCUCUAUCUGCUCUUUGUUGUCUUUUAUGCUGUGAUCAGGCUCGCCAGAUCUGAGGCUUCUCCGAGGAAGAGGAGACACAGGAAGAAAAAGAAGAAACCAAAAGCUUUUGGGUGCUGUGAGGAAGAGUUGGAGGAGGCUGGUGCAUCCCCAGAGACGUGCUGCCCUGUGCCCCUGGGGAAGCUCCGCUUGGCUCAGCGCCUCAGGCUCGUUGAGAGGAGGCUACAGGACGUGGCCAGACACAUGGAUGAAGUUCUGAUACCGCCGAGUGUGUCGACAUCUGGGAUGAGCCAGUUCUGCUAUUCCUCCAUGGAAUCCACCACCUCUCCCCUCUGGAGUCCCAACUCCUUUUCCCUGAGAGAAGCCUCCGUGACUUGGUCAGGGCCUCUCUGCCACACAAGGGAGACCAUGACUGUCGCAAGCUGGGAAGGAUCCACUCAUCCCAUCCAAGCCCAGCCUCUCCCCAGGCCUCCUGCCCACAGCAGACGAGACCAGCGAGAGCAGAACAUAGGUCUGGACCAGAUGUCAGCCCAUGGCUCAGACUUCAACAUCCGACAGAAGCAUCUGCAGAGCCAACUGGGGGCUCCACAAACCCCCAUCCCGGGGGAGCCAUUGCUGGGUGAGCAGGACGCCAAGCAGCAAUGGGAAUUCAACACAGAUCGGCCCAAAUGUGGAUUUCCGGCAAAGGUCCCAAAGCCCCUGAGAUCCGACACCAGGCCUCAGCAUGCACAGGAGAUCCAGGAGCCAUGUGUCUGCCCCUGGGGACCCCUGCCCCAAAAGGCCCACAGGAUUAUGGCAUCCCCUGAUGCCAUCCUGGCCAGGCUUGUGCCCACGGUGGGGGUCAAGCUGCAGGAUCACGUGGGUCAGAAAUGCUCUGAGAUCCAAAUGAAGGCUUUUCCUAAGGUCGUGACAGAGUCGCACAGAGAUGCUCCCCUCCGGAGAGAGACUGCCCUGCCUGGGCCACUCCGCCCCCCUAGGGAGCCAGGCAAGCACAGGACAGCGGCAUUCCCAACAAUGGGACAACAGCCUGCCCACCCCAUCGAACUCCACAUAAGGCGUGAGCAUCUCAUCAUGCAGAGGGGGCUGCUCACCCUGGAUCCAGAGCCCCCGGCAAAGCUGCCUCACGCCGUCCAAGCCAGGGGAGCCAGUGUGGAGUUCAGUGAGAUGGAGACCGAUUUCCUGCACACAGGGAGGCAAAGCACAAGCUCCUCUUCUUCCACACGUCCUCCAACGCCAGUGGAAGAUACCACCAUGGAGAUGGGCAGGAAUGAUAGCGCGGCAGGAAACCAGACUAACCCAGAUUGCUGCACUCUGCCAGCAGGGAUGGAUCUGACAUCGCCACCUCCAGGAACCACAAUAGCAGAGAAGACACUCGAAGCGACACUCCAGAUUUAUAGGAGCGAGUUCAGAAAGCCCCUUACCAGUGUGAGCGGCACCAAAGGGACUGAAGAGAAGCUGGAGCUGCACAUGGAGAGGAAGUUUACCUUGGGAGAAGGCUCCUGCCUGGGGCCAGGGGCACAGGCAGGUGAGGGCAGAGCAGAUCUUCCCAGGACCCAAUGCCACCAGGUUGCCCCAGAGGCACCAGGCUCUGAGCAGCUAACAAGAUCCACCCUUGACUCUCUCAUUGCUGGGCAGGCUGCACACGACCUGCAGAUGAAGCACCUGAGGGAAAUGUUGAGCAGCUCCCGCCCCUUGGCGGGCCAGGUCUCAGUUUGCCAGCAGUGCCGCAAGGCACAUCCAGGAAAGAUGAAGGGUAAGAAAACUCAGAAGGAGACAUCUGCUGAGCUGCAUGGGAUUCCAGACAUCAUGGAUUCACAUGGGUUCGAUGGCACUGUGAAUUCAAAGCUCUCCAGGGACCAGCCGCCAAUCAAAAUCUGCAAGAAGUGCAGUAAGCUUCGAUGGAAGAGACCAGCUGGCUCUGCAGGUGCUGACUUGCCCAGAAGAUCCCAUGGAAUUCCACAGCAAUGGACUCCAGGAGACUCCUCAGCAUCAUCCAACCACAAGAUGCCAGCGGUGUGGCUCCUUCCAGCAGACAAGAGCAAGACACAGGAUGGAAUGAGGAAAACAGCUCCCUCCAGGCAACCAAAGAUGGUGUCCAUUGCUACGAGUACAACAGGGCUUUUGCAAGCUGGGGAGAAAUCAGGAGGGGUUUCGCCCCCAUAG
This is a messenger RNA of Mauremys mutica (yellowpond turtle), 2241 nucleotides long. RefSeq lists its product as uncharacterized. The transcript has 6 exons. The coding region runs from base 67 to 2241 and encodes 724 amino acids. Lineage: Eukaryota; Metazoa; Chordata; Testudines; Geoemydidae. The record is from RefSeq and is a predicted model, not a curated record.